Messenger RNA from Fomitiporia mediterranea MF3/22, 474 nucleotides. RefSeq lists its product as uncharacterized. The record is from RefSeq and is a predicted model, not a curated record. The transcript has 3 exons. The coding region runs from base 1 to 474 and encodes 157 amino acids. NCBI's taxonomy places the organism in Eukaryota, Fungi, Basidiomycota, Agaricomycetes, Hymenochaetales, Hymenochaetaceae.
AUGCGUUUGAGAGGUGAAGCGCCUCCAGAGGCGCUUCACCUGUCGACGCGAUUCACCCCGAAUCGCAGGGGUUUCGGGGUCCGCGAUUCACCUCGACGCAAAGUGAAUCGCGUCAGUGAAUCGCAGGGUGAAUCGAAUCGCAAGACUAAACAUACGACCCUCCAUGCGCAACAAGGAGCUCCAAUCGGACAGAUGUGGACGGAUACUUUGCCGAAGCGCAAGAGGUCGAAUAACAAGAAACUCCUGAAGAGAUUUGAUUGUAAGCAACAGCAAGGAGGUCGGUCUGCGAAGAAAGCAUUUCAAACCACUUACGCACACGAAAUUAGGGCCAAGAGCACUCAUAACUGCGUGGCGAUGUCUGGGGGGCAUGCCUUCUCGACACACGAAAUGAAUUUAUCCAGUACCCCGUGCUUGUCGCAUAUACAGAAGUCAAGGCUUGCACCGCAGUUGAACCCGUCGAAGGCAUCAUCGUAA